Messenger RNA from Nestor notabilis (Kea), 3246 nucleotides. RefSeq names its product laminin, gamma 1 (formerly LAMB2) (gene LAMC1). The annotation marks the transcript as partial. Lineage: Eukaryota; Metazoa; Chordata; Aves; Psittaciformes; Psittacidae. The record is from RefSeq and is a predicted model, not a curated record. The transcript is spliced from 17 exons.
GUGCUGGUCACCUGGAUGAUGUUACCAUCACAAGUGCUCGUCCUGGACCUGGUGUGCCUGUGACCUGGGUGGAGAGCUGCUCCUGUCCAGCAGGAUAUGAGGGGCAGUUCUGUGAGCGCUGCUCCUCUGGGUACCGGCGAGAGACACCAAGCCUUGGGCCCUACAGCCCCUGCGUGCCUUGUGCUUGCAAUGGGCACAGUGAGACAUGCGAACCAGAGACGGGUAUGUGCAAUUGCAGGGAUAACACGGCAGGGUCUCACUGUGAGAAGUGCAGUGAUGGGUAUUAUGGAGAUGCAACAGCAGGUACAGCCUCAGACUGCCAGCCCUGCCCGUGCCCAGGCGGCUCGAGCUGUGCCAUUGUGCCUCGCACGAAGGAGGUUGUGUGCACCAGCUGCCAGGCUGGCACUACAGGCAAGAGGUGCGAGCUGUGUGACGAUGCCUAUUUUGGAGACCCACUGGGCAAAAAUGGUGCCGUGAGGCCUUGCCGCCUCUGCCAGUGCAAUGACAACAUCGAUCCCAACGCCGUGGGGAACUGCGAUCGCCAGACGGGCGAGUGCCUCAAGUGCAUCUACAACACCGCUGGCUUCUACUGCGACCGCUGCAAAGACGGCUUCUUCGGGAACCCCCUGGCCCCCGAUCCUGCCGACAAGUGCAGAGCUUGUCACUGCAAUCCAUAUGGCACUGUGAAUCAGCAGACAAGUUGCAAUCAAGUGACUGGGCAGUGUGAGUGCCUGUCUCAUGUCACUGGGAGAGACUGCAGUGCCUGUGAGCCUGGCUUCUUCAACCUCCAGAGUGGACGUGGCUGUGAGAGGUGCAACUGCCAUGCACUGGGCUCCACCAAUGGCCAGUGCGACAUCCGAACCGGGCAGUGUGAGUGCCAGCCUGGCGUCACCGGCCAGCGUUGCGACAGAUGUGAGGUCAACCACUUUGGCUUUGGCUCCGAAGGCUGUAAACCCUGUGACUGUGAUCCCGAGGGUUCACGCUCCCUGCAGUGCCAGGAGAAUGGUCACUGCGAAUGCAAGGAGGGCUUUGUGGGGAGCCGCUGCGACCAGUGUGAGGAGAACUAUUUCUACAACCGCUCCUGGCCAGGCUGCCAAGAGUGUCCAGCCUGCUACAGAUUAGUGAAAGAUAAGGUGGUGGAGCAGCGUGAGAGGUUGCAGGAGCUGGAAAAUCUUAUAGCAAAUCUAGGUACAGGUGAAGAAACUGUAACUGAUCAAGUCUUUGAAGAGAGAUUGAAGCAGGCAGAAAGAGAUGUUAUGGAGUUGCUCCAGGAAGCACAAAACAGCAAAGAUGUAGAUCAGGGACUCACGGAUCGUCUCAAAGACAUUAACAACACGCUAACAAGCCAGCUCAACAGGCUGAGGAACAUCCAGGGCACAGUGCGGGAGACAGAGAACCUGGCAGAGCAAGCCCGGGUGCGGGUGGAGGACACUGAGGACCUGAUCAGCUUAGCUUCUGAUAUGCUUGAGAAGGCAAAGAUGGCAGCUGACAAUGUGUCCAUUACACCUCCAGAGUCAAGUGGGGACCCUAACAACAUGACUCUAUUGGCAGAAGAGGCCCGUAAGCUAGCUGAAAGACACAAAAAAGAAGCUGAUGAGAUUGUUCGCAUAGCUAAGGCAGCAAAUGAUACUUCCACAGAAGCAUAUCAGCUGCUGCUGAAGACCCUGGCUGGUGAAAACCAAACUGCAAAUGACAUUGAGGAGCUCAACCAGAAGUAUAAUCAGGCAAGGAACAUUUCUCGAGACCUAGAGAAACAGGCCAGCAAAGUGCUUGCAGAGGCAGAGGAAGCUGGAAACAAAGCCCUGCAGAUCUAUGCUAAUCUCACCAGUCUGCCUACUGUGGAUUCCACAGGGCUAGAGAAUGAAGCAAAUAAGAUCAAGAAGGAAGCGGAGGAGUUAGAUCAGUUAAUUGCCAGGAAGCUGAAAGAUUAUGAGGAUUUGAGAGAAGACAUGAAAGGAAAGGAGCUGGAAGUAAAGAACCUCUUGGAGAAAGGGAAGACGGAACAGCAGACUGCAGACCAGCUCUUGGCUCGAGCAGAUGCAGCGAAAGCCCUGGCUGAGGAAGCUGCUCGGAAGGGCAAUGGCACACUGCAGGAGGCUAGUACCAUUCUCAGCAACCUGAAAGAUUUUGAUAAGCGGGUGAAUGAUAACAAGACGGCAGCUGAGGAGGCUCUGAAAAAGAUUCCUGCCAUUACCCAGACCAUUGCUGAAGCCAACAAUAAGACACGCCAGGCGGAGCUGGCGCUUGGCAAUGCUGCUGCUGAUGCCCGCGAAGCCAAGGCAAAAGCAGAUGAUGCUGAGAAAAUCGCCAGUGCUGUUCAGAAGAAUGCUGCUGCUACCAAAGCUGAAGCUGACAAGACUUUUGCUGAUGUGACGGGGCUGGCCAGGGAAGUGGAUGACAUGAUGAAGCAACUACAGGAUGCAGAAAAAGAGCUGAAGCGGAAGCAGGAUGAUGCUGAGCAGGAUAUGAUGAUGGCAGGCAUGGCCUCACAGGCUGCCCAGGAAGCAGAAGACAACGCCAGAAAAGCAAAGAACUCUGUGAACAGUUUGCUUUCUGUCAUUAAUGACCUGCUGGAUCAAUUAGGGCAACUGGAGACGGUGGACUUGAACAAACUGAAUGAAAUUGAGGGUACCCUGAACAGUGCCAAAGACCAGAUGAAAGAUAGUGACCUGGACCAGAAAGUGUCUUUUCUUGAGAGAGAAGCCAGGAAGCAAGAUGAUGCAAUUCAGGCCUACAACAGGGACAUUGAAGAGAUCCUGAAGGACAUUAGCAACCUGGAAGACAUCAAGAAGACCUUGCCAUCUGGCUGUUUUAACACCCCGUCCAUUGAAAAACCCUAAGGGCGCACUGGGGGUGGGGGUUAUUCCCCUGGUGAGUGGUGGAGCGGUGGUUUGGCUAUGGAGUGCCUUAACACACAUUACCUUCUUCCAAUACCCAACUCUUCGCUGCUCGCAGCUGCUGUUUUCUUUUCAAAUCAGGAUAAGUUGAAAGAUUUUUUUUUUCUCUUUUUUUUUUUUUUUUUUUUUUUUUUUUUUUGAGAAGCAAAUUAAAUAUCCGUCUUUGGGCAUCAAAGGGCUUUUUUUAUAUACAUAUUUUCCUGAGCACUCCACCUUUGCCCCUUUCUCAGACAGUUUCCCUUUGAUUAGCGCAAGGAUGGGAGAUGCUCUGAACUCUUUAUACUGUGGUUCAGAAAUAACCAUGUGAGCUGUAUACAGCAAGGCAAAACUAACCCCACUUUCUCUCCUC